CUCGCAAUAAUGGAAUCCGUCGAGCUGCACACUGAAGGUCAGGAACUGUCCGAGUCUCGGGCACCGACACAAGCCUUGGUCGACGUGCAGGCCGCGCAGAUCGCUCUGUACCAGUCCCAGCAGUUGCAGUUUCUCCAGCAAAUGCAACAGCAACAGCCAAACAAUGAACAGCUCCGGCAGCUGUACAGUAACCAAAUGAUGAUGAUGCCGCAGUUCCUGGGAGCGACAGCCCCCGCUGUGUCGGACGCGGUAGAGGCGGAGCCCGUCUACGUGAACGCCAAGCAAUACCACCGCAUUAUGAUCCGUCGCCAGCAGCGGGCAAAGCUGGAGGCCAAGCUAGGAAGCAACCGCCAACGCAAGGCAUACUUGCACGACUCGCGGCACAAGCAUGCCAUGCGGCGACCGCGUGGACCUGGUGGUCGCUUCUUGACCCGUGCCGAGAUCGCGAUGAUCAAGGAAGGUACGCUGCGCCUGGAAGAUCUGCCUGCCAAAGCUGUCAAGUAGAGAAGCGAGCAACCUCCAGUGCCAUCGUUCUGUAGUAUAGUACUU
Molecule: messenger RNA, 549 nt
Organism: Phytophthora infestans T30-4
Lineage: Eukaryota; Oomycota; Peronosporomycetes; Peronosporales; Peronosporaceae
Product: CCAAT-binding transcription factor, putative
Exons: 3
Coding region: 10-504 (164 amino acids)
Biological process (GO): regulation of transcription by RNA polymerase II
Molecular function (GO): DNA-binding transcription factor activity, RNA polymerase II-specific; RNA polymerase II cis-regulatory region sequence-specific DNA binding
Source: RefSeq, a predicted model, not a curated record